CACGCGGAUCUCCACGCCUACCUUCCGAACCUAUCACCAAAAAACCGCAUCAUCAAAGAUUUAUCCUGGCCUUCCAAACUGAAGAUUCUAAGGGAUAACUUCGAAAAUCGAAGAGUAGGCAUUGAACAUUUAAGACAAGGGCAAGAGAAACUUACGUCAGAGGAUUCCAACAUGAAAAUGAAGUUAUUUAGGCUUAUGUACGAGACAGUAAGAGAUAGCGACUUGAAAGUGAGAAGAGCAGAGUUAAUAAGAGGACAUUAUGUCAAUUCUUCGGCGUUUGAUAUGGGUUUCAUCAUAGGCGACAUUACGGACAAAUACAACAUUAUGACCGACAUAUCGCUCACUCUAAAACGGCUCUACCACGAUUGGAAGCCAAUGGAACACAUCAAUGCAUACGAGCAAAUCGCCAAUAAGGCAAUCGAAAUCACAAACUUGAUAGAUAUGAUUAGAGUCAUAGAGAAAAAGGCAUUGUCAAAACCGGCCGAUUUAAGAAGUAAGAAGACCUAUCGUUUGUGAUUUCUGGUUUUAACUGGAUUGAUCUGGAUUCAAUUGCAUUUUUAUUUGCCUGGAAUGUUGGAUUUUGUUGAAUUUGCGACGUUUUUAGAAUUAUUCUUAUGGUUCACAAUGGGCAACGUGGGGCGAGUAGAGGCAAUCACGAUAGUGUAAUUCACUGUCUUACCACAAAAAAACUUGAGACAGGGUUUAACUUUAAGCGCGGGUUCUCUUUAAUCUAGUUUUGUCGUAUUUCACAUAGACAACUAUCAAAGUGUCAGGUCCCUGGUUUAAAGUUAGACUGUGUUUAAAUUGUUUGUGGUAAGACCAUUUAUGUCUAUGAUUGGCCGUCAU
Colias croceus (clouded yellow) is the source of this 846-nucleotide messenger RNA. RefSeq lists its product as uncharacterized. The annotation marks the transcript as partial. The record is from RefSeq and is a predicted model, not a curated record. The transcript has 3 exons. Lineage: Eukaryota; Metazoa; Arthropoda; Insecta; Lepidoptera; Pieridae.